Camelus dromedarius (Arabian camel) is the source of this 339-nucleotide messenger RNA. RefSeq names its product IQ motif containing F6 (gene IQCF6). The transcript has a single exon. NCBI's taxonomy places the organism in Eukaryota, Metazoa, Chordata, Mammalia, Artiodactyla, Camelidae. The record is from RefSeq and is a predicted model, not a curated record. The coding region runs from base 16 to 339 and encodes 107 amino acids. Gene Ontology annotation, molecular function: calmodulin binding.
UGGUGGCGUGGCAACAUGGUACGCCGGACAUUACUGCACGCAGCACUCAGGGCCUGGGUCAUCCAGUGCUGGUGGAGGUCGAUGCAGGCCAAGAUGCUGGAGCAAAGACGGCGCCUGGCACUAAGACUCUACACCUGCCAGGAGUGGGCCGUGGUGAAGGUGCAGGCACAGGUUCGGAUGUGGCAGGCCCGCAGACGGUUUCUCCAGGCACGCCAAGCAGCCUGCAUCAUCCAGUCUCACUGGCGCUGGCAUGCCAGCCAAACCCGAGGCCUGAUCCAGGGCCGCUACGAGGUCAGAGCCAGCCGGCUAGAGCUCGACAUCGAAAUCCUCAUGACCUAG